UUUCUGAAAAAGCAGCAGAAAUUCGGGUCUCAAAUAUUUCUUUUUUCUUCUCUUUUCAAAGUCAAUUUAAAAUCUGUAAUGUAGGUUUGUUUGAUUAUAUUAAUUCUUUUUAUUUCCAGUUUUAAUUUUGACUCAUCUUCCAUUAUUUUUUUACCGUAAAUAUGGAUUGACGAGGUUUUAUCAUAGGAGAAGAUCCGGAUCGCCGGUGGAAUUCCGGCGAUCAUUUCCAAAGGGUUUCCAUUGGUCAAAACCGUCUGGCGUCGUAAAGUUAAAUGGGAUUGAAAGACGGAAAUGGAAGUCAUAAGCAGUCAAAUUUGAAUGUAGAGGAUGCUGAAAGGAACGGAAUCAGUAAUUCGAAUUCAACUAAGGAAAACACAAAACAUGAUGAUGGUGUUGUUGGGUCUGGACCUCAAAACGGUGAAAAUUUAAAGAAAAAUGAAGAUAAUUUGCCGGCAAAAGAAAAAUUAUAUAAAGAUGGAAAAGAAGAUGAUGAUUUAGAUGAUUCUCAAAGUUCUUCUUUUGGUUCAUCUUUAUCUUUGAAAGUGCCUUCUUCUGAUGAUGAUUAUCCGUUGUCAUCUCCGUCUUCUUCAUCAACUACAUUCUCACUGCGAAAAGAUGUAUUGCAAAAGCACAAUAAUAUUCAACAAGGUUUUAAUAAGAGAAAGAAUAAUAAUAAUGUUGCUUUCGCUGCAGUAGAAGAUCGUGAAGAUAAGGCGUCACAAAGUAAAUCUUCAAUAUCAGUAGAAUCAGAGACUAGCUCUUUAGAGUCACUAACAUUUCCAGUUUCUGACUUAAAGGCUGUUAUGAAAUCCCCUCCUCCACUUCAACUUAUGGAUAAAGCAGGAGCAGGAUAUGAUCCUCAAAGGAUUCCAUCAAAUGUAUUUGAAGCAAGUGUAUCUAUGGCGACAGUUGAUUGGAGUGCUGCUUCUAAUGAGUCUUUAUUUAGCCUUCAGAUAGGAACUAGUUUUGCUAGAGAGCGCAUUCCUCUGGGUGAAAAUAAGCAUGGAGUUUCCUCUCGUAUUUCAAUUGCAGAGACAGGUAAUCGUCCUUCAGUUAAUACAGAGAAGGAAAAGAAAAAUAAGAGUAUUAAGAUCGGUAAAGUAAAUGAAGCAGCAGAUGAAAAUGCAAUAACAAAAGCUAACGAAGAAGAAGAAGAUCAGAAAGAGGAUAUUGCAAUAGCUAAUAACAAAGAAGACAAGAAACAGAAAAAUAAAACAACUCUUGUAAAAUGGAAAUCUACAACCGUUCCUAAAAAACCAGAUGCAACUGGAAUUUCUGAAGACAGUGCAGGCUCACAGGUAAAAAAGGAGAACUGUACAUGUUCUUCGUCCUACUGUUCGAAUUGUAGCCGGGGGUGCUGUUCUAAUUGUAGCUGCGCGUCUUGCAAUUGUUGGAACUGUACCCAAAACAGAUGGUUUUUGUGUGGAUUUUGUCAACCUCCCAAAUCUGUAUCAGAUGGGGUAAAAGUUUCUCCAAAAGUAGUUUCUAGUGAGCAGCCACCAUUGUCAACUUCCCGCAGUUGGUGGAAUUGUUUUUCAUGCCAUUUCUGUAGUUGUUCUUCGUGUAAACCUUGUACUCGUUCUUUUUGCUGCCCAUGGAGUUACUAUUCAUAUGACUUUUCUAGUUGUUGUUCAUGUAAGCCUUGUAGUUGUCUUUCAUGUCAAUCUUGUAGUUGUUCUUCAUGUUUCCCUUGUAAAUUUUCUUCAUGUUCCUCAUCUAGUUGUUGUUCCUCACGUUUGCCAUCCAAUUGCUGUUGCUCAUGUAACGCAUGUAAUUUUUCGUGUUCUUCUUGUUGUCCAUUUAGAUCGAUUUCUUGUCGCCUCUGUUGUUGUCCUACAUGUCCACAUUGCAGUUGUUCGCGUAAGCUAUGGAGAUGUUCUUGUCAUCACAAAUGAGAAUAUAGAAUCUUCAAAAUUCUAUCUGUAUAUAUGUUGAUAGAUGAACUCUAGGAAGAAACUGUAUUUGAGGUGAUUAUUAUUAUUAUUUUAUUUUUUGAGAUAA
Molecule: messenger RNA, 2001 nt
Organism: Jatropha curcas
Lineage: Eukaryota; Viridiplantae; Streptophyta; Magnoliopsida; Malpighiales; Euphorbiaceae
Source: RefSeq, a predicted model, not a curated record